GCACCUCACACACUCACAGCCACACCCGCACCCACACACUCACCCGCACCCACACCCCCACCCCACCGCCCACACCAUGGCCGCCUCCACCCUGUCCGUCUGCUCCAGCAACCUGAGCUACGGCAGCCGCGUCUGCCUGCCCAGCUCUGGCGACUCCUGCCCCGACUCCUCCUGGCAGGUGGACGACUGUCCCGAGAGCUACUGCGAGCCCCCGUGCUGUGCCCCGGCCUCCUGCCUGACCCUCCUCUGCACCCCUGCGAGCUGCGGGUCCAGCCCCUGCCCACCAGCCUGCCCCGGCUCCUGCCAGCCCUCCUGUGGCAGCUGCUCCCCCUGCCAGGAGGGCUGCUGUGUGUCUGUCUGCUGCAAGCCCGUCUGCUGCACCCCCGUCUGCUGCAAGCCCGUGUGCUGCACCCCUGUCUGCUGCACCCCCGUCUGCUGCAAGCCCGUGUGCUGUGAGGCCUCCCCCUGCUGCCAGCAGUCUAGCUGCCAGCCCUCCUGCUGCAGCUCCUCCCCCUGCCAGGAAGACAGCUGUGUGUCUGUCUGCUGCAAGCCCCUCUGCUGCACCCCCGUCUGCUGCAAGCCCGUCUGCUGCACCCCCGUCUGCUGCAAGCCCGUCUGCUGCACCCCCGUCUGCUGCACCCCUGUCUGCUGCAAGCCCAUCUGCUGCCAGGCCUCCCCCUGCUGCCAGCCCAGCCCCUGCAGACCCUCCUCCUGCGUGUCCCUCCUCUGCCGCCCCGUGUGCAGGCCUGCCUGCUGCGCCCCCUCCCCCUGCCCGCCCAGCUGCUGCCGCCAGUCCUCCAGCAUGUCCCUGCUGUGCCGUCCCGGGUGCUCCCGCUGAUGGGGCACGUGCCCCCGGGGCCCUGGGCUCAGGCCCCACCCAGGGACCCUGGGCCUCCCGGCCACCCCUCAGCCCAGCCCUCACCUGUGCUAGGUGGCUGACCCCACCCACGACGGGGUCACCCCGGGUGUCCACUCUCCUGACCUGACCUUCACCUCCUCCAACCUAAGAAUGCUGACCCCGCGGCUCCCCGGGACUCCUGCUCCCAAGACACACCUCCACCUACCCUGGGUCACCUGCCUUCCCUCCCAGUUCCUCUGCUCGGGUCACCUGACCUCCUCUCCGACCUGUCCGCACCUCCCUGGGCACCCCAAUAAACUCACUUCACCGGC
This is a messenger RNA of Nyctereutes procyonoides (raccoon dog), 1170 nucleotides long. Its product is annotated as keratin-associated protein 10-7-like. The record is from RefSeq and is a predicted model, not a curated record. Bases 77 to 838 code for a protein of 253 amino acids. The transcript has a single exon. Gene Ontology annotation, cellular component: keratin filament. NCBI's taxonomy places the organism in Eukaryota, Metazoa, Chordata, Mammalia, Carnivora, Canidae.